GCUCCUUCUCCCGCGGGUGGUGACGCUUCCGAUUCAACUAGCAACGCACGAAAAGCCUGCUCUGAAGAGUCUCUCCAACGUGGCAAUCUCCUUGAUCUUUUCAAUCCUUACGGACAGUUAAUUGGUAAAUGCGAAUAUGGGAUUGUCGAAUUGUCGGCAGCGCCGUAAUCAAAAUCUGCGAGGUCUCGGGAAUGAGGUUAUUGGUGGACAAUAGAAGAGGGGUUGGGUUCUUUGGGCGUAUGUAGUCGAACCCAAUUACUCUGCAGAGUCUAAGUGUAUCUUGGUAUAUAAGUCCCAACACCUAGGUAAGUUAGUCCUCGGUGAACUUCCCGUUCAAUCAUCACCUUGAAAAUUAUUAAGAACAAGACUAUCGUGUUUCAACAUGUCCGUUCUCCGCCGAAUCCUACAAUCGUUGCUCCCUUGGCUGCGGAAGCCCCAACAACCAGAGAACCUCUUGCAAGAUACCGAGGCCCAUGUAGCUGAAUCAACAUCAGAUGACAAUGAUCCAUUGUUUGAUGGUAACGAGAGGCUCCGCGGGUCGGGACGCGAAGAACGGGUGAACAGUGGAGGUAACCACAGCGAUCACGACCAUUUUAUCUUCUAUACUCCCGAUCCCUUCAAUUCAAAUGCUUUAACCAAAGCAUUCAUGGCAAGGAACUCUCAGGGGAGAUAUAGUAGUAUCCAGGUGUCAACAAUGAAGCUGCUGCGUUCCGAUGCGAGAGUGGGGGAUAAGUAUACGCCGUCCUGGCAAGUGGAAGAACUGGAACAAAGAUUUUCCACCACUUUCGAGGCUAUUCCAGACCACCCCGACGAGUUCCAAGUAGUCCUAGGAACUGAGCGGUUUGUCGAUGUUGUCGAAGGUCAAUCCUGCAUAUCUUCCGAUCAACAGCCACAGAGUCAAUCGUUCACAAGAGAUGAAACCCCAAAUUCGUCAAAUGACCAGGUCCAACUCGGGAACUCGCGAGUUAUUGAGAAACGUGUGCCAUAUGUCACACCACACUCUUUUGCGAACACCCAUGACUUGGGGAGCCUGAUGACCAAACUCUCUAUGUCGACAAAUGAAGGAGAGCAUCGAGGACAACGUGCCGUCAACGGUUUAAAUCUUAGGGAAAAGAUAUUUAGAUCCGACUUUCAUUUGAGCUUCAACCCAAGAUUCAUAAUUCCCAUCGUGCUAUUCAAUCACUUUGGCCCAGGGUCGUUCUCCGCUCAUCGAUACAACUCGGGGCCUAGCCACUUCCCGGCUCAUGGUGGCUUCGGACAGGACCGAGCAUUUAUUGAAACAUCUACUAGGCCGCACGAUCGAGUGAUUGAGGGAGGGGUAGGAUCCCAAGGCCUAGAUAUCUAGUCGAAUAUAAGUAAGGAAGGGUAGAGAAGUGCUGGAAUAUACGAAAUUGACACACCUAAGGUUUCCGGAGCACAUGAUCAGAAACGAGAAAAGGGUUCAAAGGUUGAAUAUGGAUGAAUGGGAAAAGUCUGGCAUAAUAUAAGCUCAAUACAUUCAACUUGCAACCCCUGAUUCGCCAUAUGUCCGGUGAAGUGUUCUACUUCCACUAACAGGGAUAGCACCCAACGGAAUCCUGGCUUGGGCGAGCAUCCAGGCGAGAGGUACCAAAUAUGAUCAAUAUAUGGUCUCGAUGAACUUUUCAAUGGCUAUCAUUGAACGAUUAACACGUAUCAAAGGCAAUGACAUUAAUGCCAAGUAAGGUAACUAUUGGAAACAGAUGGAUUAACCCGAGUGUGUGGGGCGGCAAGACAAGUAGGUUAGGUACUUGUCACCACACCCCUAGCCUGUAUGGAUCCAAUGUUUAAUGUAUGGAUCAUGGAUGGUAUUAGUCCUGUCCACACUAAAGUUCACCUCGUA
Messenger RNA from Annulohypoxylon truncatum, 1861 nucleotides. RefSeq lists its product as uncharacterized. The record is from RefSeq and is a predicted model, not a curated record. The transcript has 3 exons. NCBI's taxonomy places the organism in Eukaryota, Fungi, Ascomycota, Sordariomycetes, Xylariales, Hypoxylaceae. Bases 383 to 1345 code for a protein of 320 amino acids.